AUGAGGAACCUAACAAGGCAAGCUCAGCGGGCCGGCUCGCGGAGGGCUGGCGCCCGAGGGCCCUCGGACGCGUCGCCCCCCUGCCCCGCCCCGCCCCGCCCCGCCAGCGCCCCUCCCGCGCGGGUCCCCGCUCCGCGAGACUGCGGGCGGCGCGCGGGCUCUGGGACGCUGCGCCGAGCGCAGGUGAGGGCGCGCCGGCUGGGAGCCGAGCUGGUUUGGCCGCGGCGGCAGGCGCUGCGGGGCUGCGCCGGGAGAACGAAGGGAGGGGCGUGCGGCCGCGCGGUGAGGGGCAACCAGGGGCUCAGAAGAGGCCUCGAUUCUCACCUCCCGACCGAGAAGAGCGACCCCGCGUUAUCCGGAAGACGCCGGGGAAGCGCCGGAUUGGAAGCUGCUUCCGGUCCCCGUGGCCGGGUUGGGGGCCGGCCCGGGAUGGAGCAGCGGUUGCCAUGGAGACGAGCCGCCGCCACCGCCGCCGCCGCGGCUGGCUUUCAGUGUGACGCGGCCCCUGACUUAGGGGAAGGGGUUAACCCCGACGGGUGGGAAGUCGGCUGCUCGGCGUCCCUUGUUCACAUAAACCGGCGUUGUUAUUUCUCCAAGUCCUUCUACUUAGGUUAUUCCAUUUACUCUCUCAAUAACCCGGCAGAAGUCUUAGAAGUCAUCUUGGAUAUUUCCCUCUUCCUUGUUCACUGUUUCCAGAAGUGAGCAGACAGACUUGGGUUCACUCCUCAACUCUGCCACAAGCUAGCUGUGGGUGCGUAUGUGUACUUCUCUGGCGACAGGGUCUAACAGAAGAUGCAAGUUAUCAACCUUGACAAAGACUAGCCUGUUGAUGUGAUUUAUUUGCUCCAUAAUUUUGAAAUUGAAUUGGUUUCCAAAAUGUAAAUUUUGAUUCAAUACAUUAA
Messenger RNA from Zalophus californianus (California sea lion), 902 nucleotides. RefSeq lists its product as uncharacterized. The transcript has 5 exons. Bases 1 to 702 code for a protein of 233 amino acids. NCBI's taxonomy places the organism in Eukaryota, Metazoa, Chordata, Mammalia, Carnivora, Otariidae. The record is from RefSeq and is a predicted model, not a curated record.